Messenger RNA from Cladophialophora carrionii CBS 160.54, 615 nucleotides. RefSeq lists its product as uncharacterized. Gene Ontology annotation, molecular function: acyltransferase activity, transferring groups other than amino-acyl groups. The record is from RefSeq and is a predicted model, not a curated record. The transcript has a single exon. The coding region runs from base 1 to 615 and encodes 204 amino acids. Lineage: Eukaryota; Fungi; Ascomycota; Eurotiomycetes; Chaetothyriales; Herpotrichiellaceae.
AUGAAGAAAAUCUCACGACCCAUUUUUCCGACGCCUGCCUUGCCCAUGACCACGGCUCGUCUCCUCAUGAGGCCCAUACGACAGUCAGACCUUGAAGACUUCCACAUCCUGCGUACUCAGAUUGAAGUCAUGAAGUGGACAUCUACCGGGAAGGUUGAUGUCGACAAGGAGGCAACCCAGAUCUGGAUGAACAGAUCCCUGCCGCCGAAUGACGCCACCACUUUCAAUUUUGCGAUCGAGGAGCUGUCGAACCCCGGAACAGUCAUUGGUGUCUUGGGCUGCCACAUCUCCGAGCCCCCUGAAUGUGGUUAUAUGUUCCGAACUGAAUACUGGGGAAAGGGAUAUGCUACUGAGGCAUUCAAGCGCUGGCUUCAGGCGUGGUGGGAGCUGCCGACAAGGAUCGUGGCGAUUGAGGAUGCAGACCCGGGCUUCAGUACCGAUGACGAUGUUGUCUCUGUCCCCGAGGUGCUGACAGCGGUCAUUGACGAGAAGAAUGUCGCAAGUGCCCGAAUUCUGGCCAAUGCAGGCUUCCGCCUGGUCUCGAAGGAAACUAUCGAGCAUAACGGCGCGACUGUCACCGAGAUCACGCUAGAAUUGCAGCGGCCGAAAUGCUGA